Messenger RNA from Lathyrus oleraceus (garden pea), 693 nucleotides. RefSeq lists its product as uncharacterized. The record is from RefSeq and is a predicted model, not a curated record. NCBI's taxonomy places the organism in Eukaryota, Viridiplantae, Streptophyta, Magnoliopsida, Fabales, Fabaceae. The transcript has 2 exons. The coding region runs from base 1 to 693 and encodes 230 amino acids.
AUGCGAGAACCAUCUAAAAGGAAGACGAAGAAUAAAUCUCAGAAGCUGGGAGAAACUUCUGUCUCUAGACCUCCUGUGCCUCUAGUCUCCUCCUCCUCUCCAGAAACCAUUCCCACACCACCAGAACCUACAUCCCCAACCUCUGAACUAAAACCCACCUCUCCCACCCUGGAAGAAGCAGUAUCCUUAUUUGCUGAGUCUUCAGUGGAAAAGAUCAGAUCAUUAUCUGAAAACUCUGGUAUCAGUGAUGAUCCCUCUGCAGUGAGGAUUCACUGGAACCGAGUGAUUAGAUGGAUGACUUAUGAGGCUUUCAAGCUGAAAGGCCUAUCUAAACAAGUUCGUAACGACUUCAUCAGAGAAGCUGGAGAGAGGUUGCAGGCACGUCUAGCCAGAGAGACAGAAGAGAAGACUAGAAGAGAAGCUGAAGAGAAGACUCGUCUAGAGGAAGAACAAAGAGAAAGAGAAGCUGCAGAGAAGGCCGCUGCUGAGGCUGCUGCUGAUGCUGAAGCUGAAGCCAAAGCAAAGGCUGAUGUUGAAGAAGCAACACACAUAGCUGCAGAAGAAGCUGCCAAGGCAAGGAAUGACGCUCUGACUCAGGGGGAGCAAUCUCACUCUGACUUUGCUCAUCUAGUGUUAAAGACUCUGGAAGAGCUACAGAAGGAGCAACAAAUUGUAAGAGCCAGACUGGAUUAA